AUGGGUCCCAGAGAGUCUGGCGAGGUGACGGGCACGCCUGACCCCGUGGAGAAGGGACUCGCCACCAUCAACACCAUCACACUCGGUGUAAAGGCCAUGGUGCAGAAGGAUGGUGAACUUCGCAAAGCAGAGAUUCUAUCGAUUCGGGAACGGAAGGGGGGUUUGUCUUUUUAUGUUCACUAUGUUGAUUUUAACAAACGUCUCGAUGAGUGGGUUCCUGCUGCACGGAUAGACCUCUCGCAAGAGGUGGAAUGGCCGCGUCCUGAGAAGGCCGAAAAGAAAAAGGCUGCAGUCGCUAAGGCCCCCAGCAAGAAUGCCCAAAAACAACAUCGUGCCGAUAGCCGCGAGGUAUCAAGCACUCCAGAUGCAUUUGGCAGUAAGAAUCAAAAUGUAUCGAAGACACCGCGGGCCUCGACAGCCGGUGGGAAAGAGAAUCGUGAUACGCCCGGCGCAGAUAUCUCGAUGGUGGGAUCUGAAGGCGUCUCCGUUGCCGGAACGCCCAAAGUCCUCGACUCCGAGGACCUGGAAAUGCCAGAUGCUCCCCUCAAGGAAGAAGUCAAGACUGCCUCUGGCGAAGUCAUCACUCGGGAGGAGGAGAUUGAGCGGCUCCGAACAGGUGGAAGUAUGACCCAAAAUCCCACCGAGGUUCACCGCGUGCGAAACUUGACCAAGCUGCAAAUGGGCAAAUACGACAUUGAGCCAUGGUAUUUCUCACCGUACCCAGAUUCUUUCUCUGAUGUGGACCUUGUGUACAUCGAUGAGUUUUGCCUCAGUUAUUUCGACAAUUACCGCGCCUUUGAGAGACAUCGAUCCAAGUGCACAAUGGUCCAUCCUCCGGGCAAUGAAAUUUACCGCGACGACAACAUUUCAUUUUUCGAAGUGGAUGGUCGACGUCAACGGACCUGGUGCCGAAAUUUGUGUCUUCUGAGCAAGCUUUUCCUUGAUCACAAGACGCUCUACUACGAUGUGGACCCGUUUCUGUUCUAUUGCAUGUGCACCCGCGACGACACUGGCUGUCAUUUGGUCGGGUACUUCUCCAAAGAGAAAGACUCCGCCGAAGGAUACAACUUGGCAUGUAUCACGACAUUCCCACAAUACCAGCGAGCGGGUUAUGGUCGCCUGUUGAUCGCCAUGAGUUAUGAGCUCAGCAAGCGUGAGGGCAAAUUAGGCUCUCCAGAAAAGCCGCUAAGUGAUCUGGGAUUGCUGAGUUAUCGUCGAUACUGGCGAGAGACACUUGUUGAGUUGCUGGCAGAACCUAAUCGGGAAGCGAUGAGUGAAAAUGAACUCGCUCUGCUCACAUCCAUGACGGAGAAGGACAUUCACGAGACGCUGUUGGUGAAUAACAUGCUUCGAUACCAUAAAGGAAACUGGAUCAUCGUCCUCACGGACCAAGUUCUUGACGAGCAUAACAAGCGGAUGGAGAAGGAGAAAGUGAAAGGGUCACGCAGAAUCGACCCCGUUCGCCUGCAAUGGAAACCUCCCGUCUUUACCGCAUCCAGCCGCACUUGGAAUUGGUAG
Messenger RNA from Penicillium oxalicum, 1518 nucleotides. Its product is annotated as NuA4 histone acetyltransferase complex catalytic subunit ESA1. The record is from RefSeq and is a predicted model, not a curated record. Gene Ontology annotation, molecular function: histone acetyltransferase activity. The transcript is spliced from 6 exons. NCBI's taxonomy places the organism in Eukaryota, Fungi, Ascomycota, Eurotiomycetes, Eurotiales, Aspergillaceae. The coding region runs from base 1 to 1518 and encodes 505 amino acids. Gene Ontology annotation, biological process: regulation of DNA-templated transcription.